This is a messenger RNA of Oncorhynchus keta (chum salmon), 1155 nucleotides long. Its product is annotated as potassium voltage-gated channel subfamily E member 4-like. Gene Ontology annotation, biological process: potassium ion export across plasma membrane; regulation of ventricular cardiac muscle cell membrane repolarization; membrane repolarization during action potential. Gene Ontology annotation, cellular component: membrane. The transcript is spliced from 2 exons. NCBI's taxonomy places the organism in Eukaryota, Metazoa, Chordata, Actinopteri, Salmoniformes, Salmonidae. The record is from RefSeq and is a predicted model, not a curated record. Gene Ontology annotation, molecular function: delayed rectifier potassium channel activity; voltage-gated potassium channel activity involved in ventricular cardiac muscle cell action potential repolarization; potassium channel regulator activity. Bases 261 to 776 code for a protein of 171 amino acids.
UUGUCACAUUUGUGUCUGGGCUCUUGUCGACUCAAAAUUUGACACUGGGCCAAAACUUGCCUCUCGACCACAGAGUCCACGUGAUUAUAGACGUCCCAAGAUCGCUAUAUAAAUAUUCCCAUGCACUUUGAUAUCCUGUUAUUAAAUUCGAGAGGCGUACACACACGAGGACACGGAUCAUACAGCUGGGUCCACAUGUCCCACAGCUUUAUUGCUCGGAAACUUCCUUCAUAAACUCCACUUCAUAAACUCCACUGAGGAUGGAGAGGUCAGACAACUUUACAACGCCCCAACUUCUUCCCCUGCAGAGGGCUAAUGACGCGUCCCAAACUGACAAAAACAACGGUAACGCAUACGUGUACAUUUUCAUAGUAAUCUCCUUUUAUGGGGUCUUCCUCGUUGGAAUAAUGCUGGGCUACGUUCGCUCCAAAAGGCGGGAGAAGAGAAGGUCGAAUGUUUUUACGCGUCUGGUGCACGAGGAGGAGCAGCGGGAAUGGGGCGCGCAGCAAAAGAAGCACAGCAUCACCAUGCCCUCCUUCCAGGUGUCGCUUCCCUUCUCCGCGGGGAUCCAGGGCCUCUAUGAAGGAAGGGUCCUGAGCUCCCCUCUGGCCUGCGCCCUGUGCUCCAUUGAGCAAAGCAGCGUCAGUUCACUGUGCUCCUCCGCCGACGUGCACCUCGCCAUCGAGGAGGAGUCAGACAGCGGGACCGCGGAGGGACCGGACGAGACCCCGAAGGGCAGCUCUCUCGACGACUUCGCCGAGAUACAGAUACUCUGAGAGGAACUGUGACGCGCAGAACAGAUGAUGAUACUGGAAAUAAACGCAUCAAAACUGUAGACUUUCCACCCCUCUACGUCAUAUAGGAAAUAAGUGGAUAAAUGAAUGACUGGUAACGAAAGUUUAGCUCGACAUAUGGAACAAGUGCUCUUUAACCAUCCGGUUCUGAGCAUUGAAAUGUACCUGGAACCCACUUGAAAUGUAUUUUCUGUAACGACACCCUCUUAACCUCUUAAGAUGUAGCCUAAUGAUUUCACUGUGCAGUGUUCAUGUCUAUGUAGGUUUACCUGGGGUUGUUGUGUAAAUUGAAGAUUAAAAAAACUAUGCUCUGUUUGAGAGAUAUGGUUCUUCUCAACUCUUCUUGGGAAAUAAAUGUUUU